GGCACCACAGCACAGCUGUUUUCAGUGUAUGUUUUCGUCAAGCUCAAAGUUCUUACACAGCGAACCUCUUCUCAAUUUUUGUUGUAUUCUAAGUUUUUGAUGAUAUUUCUACUUCUCCGACACUUCUCCAGUUUGAGGUUUAUACUGGAAGAUGUUGUGUCACGUUAGCAAGCCAGACUGCGUAGUUUUUGAGGUCGAUGUUGACGAUAAAGCGAAAGGACAGGAAGUUUUAGACUGGGUAUGCAAGCAGCUAUCCAUAUUAGAAGUCGAUUACUUUGGGCUCCAGUACACUGGCCCUCGAGAGGAACAGCUAUGGUUGAACCUAAGAAAUAGAGUGAGCAAACAAGUGCAGGGAGCACCCCCUUACCGACUGAGACUGCGCGUGAAAUUCUUUGUUGAACCACAUCGCUUGUUGCAGGAAUCAACAAGGCACCAGUUUUACUUGCAUCUGCGUCAGGAUCUUAUGGCACACGACCGCUAUCUGCCCCUGGUUGGCAUUGAAGUCCUUAUACAGAUGGCAGCACUAAUCGUACAAGCUGCCACUGGUGACUGCAGUGCUGCUGCACACAAGGAAUACCUGCAGGUGGUGCCAAAUGCCACGGAAGACAUUAUAGAUAGGAUCGUAGCCUGUCAUUUGGACUUAGCUGGACUAGGUUCAAGCAGGUCUGAAUAUAAACUCCUUCAGUUGGCAUGGGACUGUGAAGUGUUUAGCUUGGAGUUUCAUCAGGUUACUCUAGAGGGUGGUGUCAUACGGCAGUUGGGGGUUAAAGCAGAUGGCCUCAACAUGUAUGACAAGAACUUCGAUUUCAUACAAAGAAUACCAUACACCAGCAUCGUUAGUGCAACACAAACAAAGUGCAACCUUUAUCUGGUCUGGAAAGGUGAUUCUGCACAAAAUCACUCGCUGCACUUCAAACUACCUACCCGGCGUGCUGCCAUAGCUCUCUACCGCUCUGUAACCGAACAUCACACAUUUUAUCGGUGUGACCGAGUGCACUAUAGUGUGAUGUCACAGUACAGUCGGGAUUUGAAAGGGACCCUGGCCUCAAUCUUCAAUGAAGAUACUCCAUUGGGGAAGGAGUACAAUUUUGAUGUGCGUCGCACGUGCAUAGAAGUGUAUGACCAGGUGAGAAGAGACCUGUAUCGACUGAGUGUAAAGGAUGCUGAAAUGGCAUCGCCUGAAUCUACACCUAAGCAUAAUGCCUGUGCCAACGACUCUACCUCUGAUGAAAGCACUCAGCAACUGAAGGAGUUGCAGGAUGCUCUGUCCUGCAGGGUGUGCAUGGACGAGGCGAUUUCAUGUGCCUUCUGCCCAUGUGGUCACGCUGUCUGCUGUGAUGCGUGCGCCGCACGUUGCCCGCAGUGCCCCAUCUGCCGCGCAGACACAGAGCGAACGCAGCACAUCUUCCUGCCUCUCCCAGCUGUCAGGCAUAGAAUCUGUGGGGAAACUUGCUCACAGUUGGACACAAACUAAAAGCUAUCCUGCGAUAAAAAGCCUAUGGGGUAUCGUUUACUAGGUUUACUUAAUAUUUUUGCAGCGAGUGGCAAGCGUUGCAAUUUUCAUGCCCGAGAUUAGUGAGUGACGUAAUUAAACAAAUCAUAUUAAAGAAAGUAAAACUGAUAUGAACUGAUGCAUCACAAUGGUUUGAUCGCCUAUAAAUUUCAGUAAAAUCUGAAGAAAAUAAAGCUUACCCAAAAUAGAAAAAGUAUAUGUGUAUAAAUACAUCAUAAUUGUGUUAGAUAUAAUAAUACAAAACAUGCUGUCUUGCUGAGGUGAUGUCUUCAAUAAGGUGUCCAGUGAUGUGACCUAUUAUCCUACCUUUUAUAUAUUACAGCAUAUAUAUGUAUAUUAUAUAUAUAUAUCUCCUGAUAUAUUAUAUAUCUACUAUUUUCCAACUAUAGCUUAAGUCUAUUUCUGUAAUGUAGUCGCAUUUUCUAUAGGGAGAUGGCAUUUUGAUAUUAGCAUAUAAAUAACUGGCAUAACUUGAACUUAUUAAUAUUAAUAUUAUUUAAUUAAAAUAAAAUUAACAACAGUUUCUUAGAUAUCACUGAUAUAUUGAUCUCAAAAUGCUGCUUUACUGCAUAAAACUGAUCUCAUGAUCUUCAUGUUUUAUAUCCCAUAUAUUGUUAGAUUUGUACACGUGUUGAUUUCUUCGAUGUAAUUCCAGUAAACAUGCAAAAUCACACUUCGGUCACUCCAUUUCAAAUGGGCAAAAUCCACAUACUCAUUCGUCUCGGAUUCACUCCAAAUUUUCCACAAUUAUUACAAAAACGGUAUGAAAUUCAAGCUCGGUAUUCCAAAUUGUUUAUGAGAUUUUGCCAUUUUUCUGAACAGGCUAUUAAAUUUUGCUUGACAAUCGGACUGCCAGUUUUUAGGCAAUUCAGUCUGCUAUAGAGAUAUACUUAUCUGAUCUUCAGGAUAAGGUACCAUCAUCCAUUCAUUAUUAUCAGUCAAUUGUUACUUGUGAUUUUCAAGGUAUAAAUAGUUUAAGAGCUAAAAUUUCACAUUGUUUAAAUUAAACAUUUGAAGUUGGAAGAAUGUAUACUAGAAUUAAUACUAGAAUGUAAUUUUUAAAAUAUUUGUUGAUUUGAAAUGGGUUGACCCAUAUACUAUGGAUCUAUUAUAUUUGUUAAAUAGUAAGACAUUUUGGGAGUACAUAUAAACUUAUCUUGUCACCUGCUAAUUUAGCCCCUCAGUGAUCUCGCACUGUCAUUUAGAUCUGCCGGCAGAUCAUUUGAUAUUUCCUAAAAAAAAUUGCUGGAGGUGCAACUGUUGCACAGAAUUUCUUUGACAACCAUAUUUAAUUGACAAGAAAUGGAGUGAUUGAUUCAGUGAUCAAUACUUUAAUCCACGUAUGAAUAGAUACUAACAAACCUGCAAUCACACGUGUACCUAUCGCAAUUAGCAGGCUACCAAUUGAUGUUUUACUCGAUCUUGUGUGUAAUUUGUCAUGAUAUUAUAGCUAGAUAUUCAUGCGAUGUUCAUGUUCACGGUGUAAGUGUGAACGUAUUUCUGCCAGGAAAUUGUUCAGAAAACGUAUACAGUUGCUCAGGGUAGUAUUGAAAUUUGUAAAUAAUGGCAAGUCAAGUGUCUGCGGAUUGUCAUAUUUCUGCUGGUGGAGUGGCUAUGGAGGAUAGGCAGAGUACAGUGGUGACUAGAGUAGAUCAGCGAUCUAACUGCAACAAAAAUGAUGGGGGCCGGGGUAGGGCACAUUCAAUGCAAUAUGGAUUGUCCUUUGACAGGAUUCCCAAUGUAUAUUUUUAUUGUAAUUGUAGUUUUUUAUUCGGCUAUAUUUAACAUUUACCCCUGUAUUUUAAUGUGCUAACGUGCAUUGUUGAGUAGCAGAAACACGUUUUCCAAAUCAUAAGCAAUCAGUUGUCAACCAGUUUGAGAUUCUAGAAGUUGGCAAGGUCAUUUGUAUUUCUGCUGGUCAGACAAAACUGAAAAAUGACAGAAAAGUUGGUGUGCAGUGUCGUUAACAAAACAUCAGUUAAACCGUUAGUGGCUGCGUAAUAUUGAUGAACGUCAUUAUUAUGUGUAUGUCUUGAAAUCAGUAAUCUGUAAUGUUGAGCAACCAAUUAUGCCAAUAAUAUUUGCCCGAUUAAUGCAGAAUUGUAAGAAAUAGUAAUGCUAGGAUUAAGAAAAACUUUAGUUACUUUUGAUAGUACGACUAGUGAAUUAUAUUAAUGUUAUUACAUGGAUACUGUUCUUACAGCCCAUAUAUGAUUGAAAUUUGUCAAGGACGAGGUGCAGAGUUGUGAGCCAUUUUACCUUCACUCGCAAAUGUAGGCCUACUAUGAUUUUUUAUUUAGGCAUAGUUUGAGUGUUUCUGUUUGUUGGACCUCGGUGUCAAAUUUAGAGUGUUUACGCACAGUUAACAAGCUUAUUGCUUAAGUUCUAUAAUAUCAAACACUUUGUUGUUUUUCUCAACCUUAUAGCAAUGUCCUUGAUCACUGCUAACUAAUUCUACCACCAAGUCAUCAUUUUCUGGAUUUCUUAAUCCAUAAGUGAUAAUAAAGUGAUAAUACUGAUAAUAUAAGUGGUGUAGUCCAAAGAUACACAUGAGAGGGGAUCAAGAUUACUGGCAUCUUUAAUAUUCUGCCCAUUGAUCUAAUCAUGUGUGUAUGGGUUGUUUGGCCAUGUAGUAUGCGUUUAUGCGACCUGUUUAAUGUGAGAUAGGAAUGCAAAUAUUUUUUGUGUUAGUGCAGACUUACUUCAUCAUCAAGGAGUUAAAUAUCAAAGUAAUUGAAGCUAUAUCAUUGAAGACUAUAUUAAACUGAAAGCUAUAUAAAGUGUGAAUGCUGCAUAUAGCUAUAAUUAUUGGUGCUAGCCUAUAUGACAUGAAUCUCAUGUCAAUCAUAGUAAACUGUAUAUGUACUAGUAUUUUUAAUUUAAGAAAAUUCUUGAUGGUUUUGAUAAGUUUGUGCCUAGUUCUUUCGUUGGGUAUACCUAGACUUUAUUGAUACCUUAGUAGUGACACUUGAAACACUGGUUUCAGGUUACACAAGCUCAAUAGCAUAACCAUAGCUAUAUAGUGUAUUGAUGAUAAGCUAUGUUUGACAUACACCACUUGUGCUUUAUUGCAUUGGAAGAGAAUUGUUAAUUAUGUCUAACACAGCCUGGAACCUCUGAGAAUAGCUAGCAUACUUGCUUUUGUGCAGAGCCAUUUAACACCAAAGAAAAUAUCAUAAAUAUCAUGAAUAUUCAUUUCCAAAAAUUCAUUUAAUUGACUUGCUUACAUUUCUUUUAAAGUUAUUAUGUCAGAUGUAUAAAACUUGUACAGUAUAUAUUUUGCGUAAUUAUAAAACUGUUCUUAAGGCA
Messenger RNA from Priapulus caudatus, 4822 nucleotides. RefSeq names its product E3 ubiquitin-protein ligase MYLIP-like. Gene Ontology annotation, biological process: ubiquitin-dependent protein catabolic process. The record is from RefSeq and is a predicted model, not a curated record. NCBI's taxonomy places the organism in Eukaryota, Metazoa, Priapulida, Priapulimorpha, Priapulimorphida, Priapulidae. The transcript is spliced from 6 exons. Gene Ontology annotation, molecular function: ubiquitin-protein transferase activity. Gene Ontology annotation, cellular component: cytoskeleton. Bases 152 to 1474 code for a protein of 440 amino acids.